Wasmannia auropunctata (little fire ant) is the source of this 9172-nucleotide messenger RNA. Its product is annotated as HEAT repeat-containing protein 5B. Lineage: Eukaryota; Metazoa; Arthropoda; Insecta; Hymenoptera; Formicidae. The transcript is spliced from 33 exons. The record is from RefSeq and is a predicted model, not a curated record. Gene Ontology annotation, cellular component: endocytic vesicle; Golgi apparatus; membrane. Gene Ontology annotation, biological process: retrograde transport, endosome to Golgi; intracellular protein localization; endocytosis.
AGCCGACCCAGUCCAAUCUGACCUAACCUCACGUCAAGUGACGUCAAAAUUUGUCAUCCGUGCGCAUCGUUUCGUCGUAGAGCGAUUAAGGAGUUUCGCGGAGGGGACAACGACGGGACGCCGCCGCGCCGGGGCCGAUAUCUGUCGUCGGGCUUGAUUCGCACGAGCGCGAGGAGAGUGACGAAGUGACGCGUGACGUGGCCCCGCGAGGGAUACCGCGGUGCCAUGGAAAUGUCUCUGCCCACCGAGUGAUGACAUACCCAGACCGCCGUUUCUCACGGAGGAGAUUGAGCGUGAUAUUUGAGAGCGGCCUGUGCGUGACGUUUAUUUAAAACAAUGAUGGAGUUGAGUCAUAGCCUGACCCUCAACGAGGAUGCUCUUAAUCAAAUCCCGGAGGCGAAGCGACCGGUCUUCAUUUUCGAGUGGCUACGCUUCCUGGACAAAGUUUUGGUUGCCGCUCAAAAGAGCGACAUUAAAGAAUGCCAGCAAAAGUUGGUGGAGCAGUUGACCAGGCAUAUGCAAGGAGCACCUGGUCCACCCACCCGGCGUCUCAUCGCAAGAUGCCUGGCGACUUUGUUCAGCGUAGGCGACACAUUCCUGCUCUUUGAUACCGUCAACAAGUGUAAUGAUAUCUUGAGGAAUAAGGACGAUUCGCCGAGCUUUCUACCCACGAAAUUAGCUGCUAUUUGUUGCGUGGGAUGCAUGUAUGAGAAAUUGGGAAGAAUGAUGGGCAGGUCAUAUGAGGAAACUGUGCAGAUUCUAAUAAAGUCCCUACGUUCUGCGGAAUCACAGACGCGGAUAGAAAUUAUGCACACAUUAGAAAAGGUGUGCGCUGGAAUGGGAUCCGCGAUAACCAAUGUGCAUAAGGAGAUAUACAAAGUUUCCAGGCAUUAUCUGACCGACAGAGUGAUGGCGGUGAGAUGUGCCGCCGCCAAGUGUUUACUGGAGAUGUUGAAUCACGCUCCGUUUUUGUAUACGACCGAAAUCGAAAGCGUUGCAACGCUAUGCUUCCGGGCAUUCGAAGGUUCGAAUUACGAGGUGAGAUGCGCCGUCGCUAAAUUAUUGGGCACCUUAGUGGCAAUGACGCAGCUUCCUUCACCCAAGAUAAAAAAUCCCACAGUUGCGCACAACAAAGGUGUUAAGCAAGCUUCGCUUGAAGAGGUGUUAAAUAUCCUGAUGUCCGGAUUUUUAAGGGGCAGCGUCGGCUUUCUGAAAGGGACCGGCGAGAUCAUAAAAGGAAGCUCCAGCAUAAACAGAGAAGUGCGAGUUGGAGUGACACAUGCAUACGUGGUGUUCGUUCAAAUGUUGGGCGGUACCUGGCUGGAACGAAAUAUCGGCACGUUAAUCGCGCACGUUUUAGACCUGGUUACAAACCCGAAAGCCGCUAGCUCGCACGUCGAGGCGGUGUACUCGCGCAAAUGCGUGAACUUUAUACUACGCGGUACCGUCGGCAAGUUGUUAGGCGAAGGCGCUCAAGCAGCCGCUUGCAAAGAGAUAGCGCACAUCAUUCUGAAGCAGAUGAAUUCCAUCGAUUUCAGUCCGGAAAACGCCAAAGAUUGCAAUCAGGAAACGUUAUUCAGCCAGCAUUUACUAGUGUGUGCGCUGCAAGAAAUGGGCAAUCUGAUUUUGGGAUUAGGUACCACGGCUACGAAUUUGCUAUCCGAUCAAUCUCUAAAUCUGAUCGAUGCCAUAAUGGCCGUCCUGGUGCAUCCGUGUCAAGCGGCCAGACUGGCGGCAGCCUGGUGCUUGAGGUGCAUAUGCGUGGCAGUGCCGAGUCAAAUAACGCCGCUGAUCGACCGCUGCGUCGACGGGAUUGAGAAUAUGCGUAGCUCGCCGGAGGCUAUAGCCGGCUACAGCAGUACCCUUGCCGCGGUGGUGGGCAGCGUUCGUCUGUCACCUCUGGGAAUCCCCCAUACUAAGGGAAAGAUAAUUUUCAAUACAGCGGAAGAGCUCUUGAGAAGCGCGAGUCAGAACAGUCGUUUGUCCUUAAAUCGCACGCAUGCAGGAUGGCUCCUCAUAGGCGCGAUAAUGACUCUAGGUGCGGCGGUAGUAAGGGGCUUGUUCCCGAGAAUGUUACUCCUGUGGAGAAACUCCUUCCCGCGCUCGAACAAGGAACUCGAGAGUGAAAAAGCUCGCGGCGACGCUUUCACGUGGCAGGUGACUUUGGAAGGACGUGCCGGCGCGUUGUCCGCCAUGUACAGUUUCCUGCUGCAUUGCCCGGAACUUCUGGACGACGAUAUUAUACGACGAUUACUCACGCCGAUCGAAUCCGCUCUGGCGAUGCUGACGAAUUUGUCUCCUGUUUUGAAGAAUUAUGGCCAGCAAUUGAAAGCCCCUGCGGCCAUGGUUCGUUUGCGCUUAUAUGAAACAUUAUUGCUGAUUCCACCGCAAAUGUUUGAAGGUUCUUAUACACAUCUUCUGAGGAUGCUGGUAUCGGAGUUCACGCUUACGGAUAAUCCUGGAAACACGACUACUUCCUUAUUGAGUGUAGUUUGCCAUGCUAACGAUUCCGUGAUUCUCGGUACGUGGCUGCAGGAGACCGAUCAUCGCACAAUAGAAGACCAAAUGGAACCAAACAGAAGGGCAGAUUUGGAACAUCUUCAACCAAAUAGUGCUGCGGGAUCUGGAGCACUGGAACAUAAUACAUGCUGUCUUUACAGACCAAUGCCAAACGUAAGUUUAAAAAAUCAUUUUUUAUAUAAUCAAAUUUAAAAAAAUUCAUAUUCCUCUCUGUAGAUUUUUAAAUCCUACUGCUAAUUACAAAUAUGGAGCAAAUUAUAAUACGAAUUUAUGAUAUUAUGAUUGCAGUAUGAAAUGAUUCCUGGUCCCCUGCCGUUGGGCGUAGCGGUGAUCGAUCUAUCGGUCGCGUUGUUCGGCCAGAUAUUCCCGCGUGUAGCAAACAAGCACAGGCUGCAGAUGUUGGAUCACUUCAGCGAGUGCAUAAAGCACACCAAGUCCGGGAGGCAGGAGGCGAUACAAAUGAACGUGUUCACGGCCGUAUUGAGCGGCUUGAAGGGCCUCAACGAGGCGAAGACCGGCUUCGGGCAGGAAGACGUCAAGAAAUCCGCCACCAAUCUCAUCAUCAGCACGCUGGUCAGCAGCAACCCCAUUCUACGAUGGGCGGCGGGAGAAGCGGUCGGCAGAAUGGCCCAGGUGAUCUCCGACCCGAAGUUCACCGCGGAAUUGGCGCAGACCAGUUUCGACCGGUUGAAAUCGGCACGCGACGUGGCCAGCAGAACCGGCCACUCGCUGGCGUUGGGCUGCCUUCACAAGUACGUCGGCGGAAUGGGCUCCAGCCAGCAUCUCAACACCAGCGUCAGCAUCCUGCUCGCACUUGCGCAGGAUAAUUCAUCUCCCGUAGUGCAAGUUUGGGCGCUGCACGCUCUGUCUCUGAUAGCUGAUUCCGGUGGACCAAUGUUCAGAGGCUACGUGGAGCCUACGUUGUCCUUAGCACUGACCCUCCUUCUCAAUGUUCCUCACUCCUACAUCGACGUGCAUCAGUGCAUCGGAAAGGUUUUAUCGGCGCUUAUCACGACGAUAGGACCAGAAUUACAAGGCAACACUUCAACGAUUUGCAUGGCGCGGUCGUCAUUUUUGUGCGCGUGUGCCAUUAUGCAGGACCAUCAGGAUCCGCUUGUUCAAGCCGAGGCGACCGGUUGCCUUCAACAGUUACAUCUCUUCGCGCCCAGACACGUCAAUUUGUCGUCCCUCGUUCCUACAUUAUGCCGGACCCUAUCGAGCAAUCAUUUGCUUCUGCGUAAAGCUGCGAUAUCGUGCCUGCGGCAGCUCGCUCAGCGCGAGGCGAAGGAGGUGUGCGAGCACGCGAUGACUCUGGCUAACGAGAGCAGAGACACUAACGUGGUGGAGGGUCUCGCCGUCACCGAGACCGGUCUCGCGGGCGUGCUGUUCAGUAUGCUGGACACGGAAACUGACAGCAAGCUGAUCAAGGACAUCCACGACACUUUGACAAGCAUGCUGCAAAUAUUGGCGGCCGACAAUUUGUCCCAGUGGUUGUCACUGUGCAAAGACGUCCUCACGAUAGCCUCAGAAUCGAGUACGAUCGAGGAGGGCAACGCGGCGAACGCGGAGGAUAGCGCCGCCGACAACGAAUCAGCGGACGCGGAGGGGGACGACGAUCAGGCCGAGUUCCACGCUGACGAGUCCGCGAAACAGCGACCGUCUAUCACGCCGAGAUGGCCAACGAGAGUCUUCGCCGCGCAAUGCGUCCGACGCAUCAUCGCGGCUUGCGAGAACAACAAGCAGGCUCACUUCGAUCUCGCUCUGGCCAAAGAGAUGCAACAGUCUAAGGGAAAAGGAGACUUUCUGGUGUUACACCUGUCGGAUUUGGUGCGCAUGGCGUUCAUGGCCGCGACCAGCGACUGCGAUCCACUGCGACUCGAAGGUCUCAAAACUCUGCAGGAGAUCAUUGAUAAAUUCGCCGAAGUUCCCGAACCGGAGUUUCCCGGGCAUUUGUUGCUGGAGCAGUUCCAAGCACAGGUCGGAGCUGCUUUAAGACCAGCCUUUUCCCCGGAAACACCGUCGCAUGUCUCAGCUGCAGCCUGCGAGGUUUGCAGCGCAUGGAUCGGCAGCGGCGUCGCUAGGGAUCUCAAUGAUCUGCGAAGGGUGCAUCAGUUACUCGUAUCGUCCCUGGAGAAAUUGAGAGAGGGUAACACUCGGCCGCAGCUGUACAACGAGAGCUUGUCAACGUUGGAAAGACUGGCGAUUCUCAAAGCGUGGGCGCAGGUGUAUGUAGUUGCAAUGAUAAGAGACGGAUCCGCAUUGAAUAGCAAGGAUACGAUUAAUCGAAACGUGAAUCAAAUCGAUGAAGCCAACGAGGAGAAUUUUGGGGAAUUCGAGUUUCAGGGCGAAAGUUUGCUGAGCCUCGUCCAGCCGGAACUUCUGAGUCUGAGUCGACAUUGGCUAUCCGCACUGAGGGAUCACGCAUUGCUCUCGUUGCCGCCAGAAUUCUCCAGUCAGUUGCCGCACGACGGUGGUGCCUUCUACACGACGGACACCAUGGAGUCCGCGCGUCCUCACUACGUAGAAUCGUGGGCGCCGAUUCUCUACGCCGCGACUCUCUGGCUCAAUGCGAGGGGAUUCGAAAUGGGUGACAGCAAUCAGGAGAAAGCGACGAAUCUUACUAAUAACAACAAUCAUAACAAUUAUAAAAACAACGACGAAGCUGCUGCUUCUAAAACUAACACGAAUGUCGAACGUUUUCACUUGUUAUUUGGUAUAUGCAUGGAAGCUCUGUACAGUCCUCGCUCCUCCGAGUCCGAGCGAAAUAUAAAGACAUGUUUGAAUGCGUUAUACACGUUACUCGACUCAACGUGGGCACGUGAGAUCUUCAUCAAGCAACGUUCCUUGCCUAUCGAAUUAUGUAAUGUUCUUGUUAGAUUACUUUUGACACGAGAGAGUUAUGCCAUCCAAAUGAUAGUAAUCGAAGUGCUGAAGCAGGUGAUGAAGGGAGCGCAGGAGGAUCUGGUCGCGAGAAAAAAAUUGAAACUCAAAGAUAAUACAUUGGCGCAUCAAGAAAACAACGAAGCGACAGAAGAACUGGAUCUGCUGGGUGAGGGAGAGGAGAGCGGCGAUCUAUCGCCGGGCUCAUCAUUAGUGUUCGCUGUCCUGGAGGUGUGCCUGUGUCUCCUGGUGCGGCAGAUACCGGCGCUGAAUCCGAAUCCCGGCGGUACCACGGCUAUCUUAUCUCAGAAAGGAUACGUCUCGUCCGAGAACAGCGGCAAGCUGAUCGCGUCGACCCUCAAUAUAAUGGAAUCUCUUCCCACGUUAUGCUCUCCGCAAGGCGCAAUAGCUGUUCUCCCGACGCUGCUCUAUCUGGCAACGGGCGUGAUACGCGAAACCGCGGUGCGUACGGACACCGACAGCACCAAAUCCGGUUCGGAAACGCCGGUUCACGCUGCGUUGCACUGCGUCAAGAGUCUCAUCGCUAACAAAUACGCCCGGGAUCACAGGAGUCAGAAGCAAUGGACGGGAUUACUGCGAAGCGCGCUUGCCAAGAUCAUCGACCUGGCCAAAACAGGCAAUGACGAAACUAAGAUGGACGAGGUGGCGAUGAUGCUGGGCAUCGCAGUAUUCGUGCUCCACGCGUCGUCAGACGUGGUGAGCGCUCCGAAUCUGCAAUUUCCGUGCAUUAAUCACUUCCGGCAUGCGUUCCAAUCUGAAAACUUAACGGUGAAACUGAAAUGCGUGCAGACGUUAAGAACAAUAUUUCUGCAUCCGGAUCGUAAUAUAAGUACGCCAUACAUCCACGCGCUCGCGCCACGACUGGUAGAGUACCUGUAUAGCGACAAGAGCAAGCAGGUGAUGAAUGACAUGGAGCUGACCUUCACGCUGGAGUGCGCCAGCACGGUGGAAACCCUCAUAGGACUCGCUGAUCUUUCUAAUCGAGAUCUAUUACAAGGUAUUCAAAUGCUAACUCUGCUUGUGCCGAUUUUAAUCAAUUACUUGCUGGAAGGAGACGAGCUCCAGCGUGCUACUAAAUAUCAAGUGAGCCUCCAUCAACAGAGUUUCCAGUGGCUCAAUAAGAUCGGGCCGAAGUAUCCGCAGGAAUUUAAGACGCUGAUGUCGCAAUCCACCGAACUGAAAACGAAAUUAGAGAACGCCGUAAGGACGAGCCAUCAGCAGGCGCAACGACACACCCGGACGGUCGAUCUCGUGAAACCGCAAAUCAAAACAUCCGCGCCGUCAAUUAAAUUAAAAACCGACUUCUCCAAUUUCAAUUAAAAGGAGAUCGUACAUGUUGCAGAUAAUGAGAAAUAAGAGAUAAUUUAUUAAAACUUCCGUAAGACUAACGUAAAUAACGAUAUUAGCGACUUUGUCGUAGAUCCGAUCGUUUCAGCAAACGAAAAUGAAUUGAAAUGAAUAGAAAUGAAUUCAUUUCGACAUUUUCGAAUUGGCGCUUCUGAUUUUUCGAAUCCAUUUGAAUCAAAGAAUAAUAUAAUAUGGACAUUAAUACAUUAGAAUUCAACACGGUGAAUAGCUCUUUUCGUAUUUCAAUUUAUUUGUAUAAAAAAAAUAAUAGGUACAUGAAUGCAUCUUCGGACUCUAAAGCGCCAAUUCGGAUAAAUUAAAAUGAAUUGCAAUUUUCAAUUCAUUUGAAUUCAUUUUCAUUUGCUGGCGUUAACGCGAUUAACUGAUUACACCGAACAAUUUAUAAAUUGUCAGGCAAAUCGAAUUAAUUGCUGUUUACAACGUCUUAGCGUUGUGAUAAUUAUUAGGUGAUAUUUCGUUAGAGAAUCGUGUACUCGACUGUACUUAGAAAUAAAAGAUUAGAAAUUAGAACGACGGAUUACGCGACGGAUGCGAAAGGGAUAGGACAAUUUGACGUGAAUGGGAAAAGUUGAUGUCGAUCAAUUAAUCGCUACUAUAAAAAAAUGAUACUUAUCUUACAUUCUCGUCAUCCCAUUUUAACUUCUUCAUUAGUACAAUAACGUUCCUAAUUUGCCAAUUAUGCUUUCCAAGAAGGUAACUUUAUAUCAGACUUUCAAAUUGUAUAUAUAUAUAUGUAUGUAUAGAAUUUAGCGUAUAACAUAGAGAUUAUUAAUUUAUUCAAUGAUAAAAAAAAUAACGAUGUUGAUGUAUAUUCUCACAUCACAACUUUGAUGGAUUGCGACAGUUAACAAAGUGACAGUUCAAUUCCAUGAGAGGUGUGGUGUUAAAAAAAUUAAACGACUGCAAAUACAAUAUGCACAAAUAAUUUAUAUAGCUGAUAUAAUAUAGAUAUUUCCAUGCUCAUUCACAUCAUUAAUUCACGACUCAGAAGUUUUACUUUAAAAUCAUUCUUAAAGUAACCGACAGGUAUACAUUCGAUAGAAUUAUUUAUUAACAAAUUAUAAUCACAUGGGUUUCCUUGGGAAAACAUUUGCCAUAAAACGGAUGCAUAUAAAAUAAAUAUAGACUGUUUUGAUCGAGAACAUAUUUAACGUUCUUCUGAUAAGAAGACUGAUAACUCGCUAUGCUUUUUAUUUAAUAAUUUUUAAUACACGGAUGCGAGGAGAGAGAGAGAGAGAAAGAAAAAAAGGCAUGUGUUUGUUUUGCAUAUCUAGAAAUUUUAUUAUAGAAUUGUUAGUAAUGGAGUAGCGAUUCCAAUCGAACGAACGUCUGAUAUAACAUAUCGAAUUAUACCGAGCUUCUUUUCUGUAAUAUAAAAAUUAUACCGAGAUUUUUUCUGUAAUAUCGGAAUUUUGUGUAAGAAUAAUGAUCUUUGUUUUCCAAACUGCAAUAAGAUGCACAAGAAGCGCCUUCGGUAAAUUAGUACCGUAUAAUGCUGGGCAUUACAGCGAAACGAUUUGUAAAAUUCGACAAUUCUUUUUUUUCGUAUUUGAUCCUUAAACAGAGCUAGAUUGUAGAUAUGAACGAAAAAUACGAACGAACUGCGUGAUCAUGAGUGUAUGUAAAUUGAAAUUAGAAGACGUAAUUCAGAAAGUGGAGGAAAGUGGCGGACUUGACGUUACUCGUAUUACUGUGUUUUUUGAAGCCUUAGGAAAUCGCAGUAGGCGAGCCUGUAGUUUAGAUACAAACGUUUAGACGUUGCAGUACAGACGUCGUUUUUACAUAGAUUGUGGACUUCACUGGCGAUUUUGUCAAUCGCUCAGUGAUGUCACUGCAAAUCGAAAGACGUGGGUAAAAGGAAUCGGUGGGAAUUUCAAUGUCACACGAUAUUGAAUUCCUAAAGAUUUCUCCUUUUCUACCGGAGCGAAUUUUUUGGGAAAUCGCACGUAUACAAAACUACCUUUCCAACUUCCACUUCGAAGUUCGGCGAGUCUCGCAAUGUCUGUAUAUAAUUGAGUUCGAAUUGCACGGUAGAUCUGACGUAGCGCGCGUAAAUUUUGUGAGGCGAACCAGGAGACGAAUUAUUGUAAACGUGGAAUGGAUUAGUGCUCGAUAGAGAUGUUCUACUAUUUUUAUAUGAUUAUUUUAGGGACCCGUUGAGAUUAUUUGUAACUUUUAAUUGCACACCGCGAGAGGAGCAUACGCGACCGUUCAUACAUAAUAGUGUACUGUACAUCUGAUCCACCGAACUUCCAUAUACAUUUUAAGUCGCGUUCCGAUUGACAGGAAUUCUUGUCGAAUUCGAUGAAUAUGGUACAAUUGUGUAGUGUUGUAUUACAUAACUGUUGCAGUUUCGAUGAAAAUAAAUUAACUCUUAAUCGCA